UGUUGCAUGAAAGAAAUAGCGUGUGAUGUUUCUAGGUGUCGGAGUUUCCACUAGGAUUGAAUGAAUCAAUGAUGUGCUUCCGUUUUGCUUUCUGAUUCGAUCAUAUCAUACUGUUCAUAGCUUAUGGGACAUCUUCGGGUGCAGAGGGUCGGGGAGCGGGUUUCUUUAAAACUGUUCAUAGUCUGUGAUCUAAUGUGAAAUGACCUGUCCAAGAUAAUUUCCCGGGAAACAAUUCAAUUUUAUGGUAUCGUUAAGUUGACUUUUUUAUUGGAGCUUUGGUUAGUAUGUCAAUUAGACGGGGGACAAUAUGCGGGAAGGCCCAGGGUUCUAUGGCUUCCUGACAUAAUUCCAACAGUACUAGGACUGUAUGACUUAGUUUUUUCCAAGUUGAAGGAGAGCACAAUUGGGAGGCUACAAACAUGAAAACUUGAGCAUCUAGUGUCACCCACCUUCUUGAAGUUGUUAAGCAUGGACGCAGUCAAAGCUUGCCUUUGCAUGUGUCCAAGCUUAACUUUGUAUGGCUUCCAAUUGACAUAAUGAUACUCCUGAUUCUGUGGAGAUGUUAAAGUUCUAUGGUAUAGAACCCCUUUUGUUCCUGUAUUGGGUUGUGAUGAUGCUGUGUGGAGCUAGUGGAAAUUGGUUGUCACUGAUUGUACAUUUAAAAUACCUUUAGGUUUAUACCAAUCUUGCUGAAUGCUGGUGCUGAACUAUAUGCUAGGCCAGUUGUCCCCUUCAGAGUCACUUGUCCCUGAUCUGAUAAUCAAUAAUUGGCACUGGUUUCGGUAUGAGAAUUAUUUGUCUAAUCUUUGUGUGGACCACCUUUAGAACUUGACUUUCAUUUCCUUGUGUUCUACACAAGAGCUAGUUGACCAUGGAUGUAUUUCUUUUGGUACGUGCAAUCCAUCUAAUAAACAUGUCAAGUGCCUGGCAUGCUAUUUAUGCAUGACUUAGCAAUUGCCCAAAAGUAAUGAACUAUAAUGAUUAAGCAACUGGAUUUAUUUUGUGGGUUCGAUCCUUCUGCAUAGAGGAGCCUAUGUUCCUUCUAAGAGACUAAGACUAAGAGUGUGUCGCAAUUAACUGGGUGACGUUUCAUUUUCCCCUCCACUCCUCCCCUCCCUUGUGCACCCCACUGGCAUAACUUCGCCCUUUGCAUCCAACACACUGCAAGACCCCUCCUGUCACCGAUCUCACCGCGGUGGGAUGCAGGUAGCCAGGUAGUCCCUCUCAUCCCCAGUUAAGCUCUUCUUCUGUAAUUAAGCUUGACACUUGUACGUGUAGGCUCUAGGCCAUUUUUUCUAGAUUAGAUUUCAGAUUUUCUCCUGCCUUAUUCCAUGGUGGCUCUCUCCUUCUCUGAUGCUGUCGAACGACCACGUGACAUCCUAUAAGCUCAAGAUGAAGAUUCUGCUUGUUCCUCUGGGCUCCCUUUCAAAAUCUUGCGAAUCGCAUUUCAUAUCAGCCUUCAAAGUUCAAAAUAUCCAAACCAGCAAAAGCCGAAGGUCCUCACACAGAAGAAUGGUUGUGUGGGUCCACAUGCUUGCCAAUGUUGCUGCGGAACAUCUCCAUGGCUGAUGCCUGUGUAGUGAUUAUAUGUUUCAUAAAAGCCUCUUUGUAAGAAGUGGAAUGGUUGCACUGAACUUCGUUAUGAAUGGACUCAAAGUUAGGACCAUUAAGGCCAAAGCACCUUCCAACAAAUAAGAGGUGAAAUAUCUAUUUUGUACGAGCAUGGCUGUAAAUGCAAGAUGCUCCUUCCUUGUUAACUGGUACAUUCAGAUUUAUGUGCCAACUAAUGAAGGGGAUGAUGGUGUUCUGCAAAGGGCAGUGACUCUUGUUCUGCAGAAUAGGGAAGAUUUUGUUGCUAUUCUUUUUUAUGCUUCAUGGUGUCCUUUCUCGAAGAUCUUCAGGACCGAUUUUCAAAAGCUGUCAUCCUUUUUUCCCACAAUUGCCCACUUUUCCUUUGAAGAGUCACAUAUCAAACCAAGAAUGUUAUCAAGAUAUGGAGUCCGUGCGUUCCCUACACUUUUCCUCGUGAACUCUACAGUGCGUGUGCGGUAUCAUGGAUCUCGGGCCAUGAAUUCUCUUGUUAUGUUUUAUAAAGAUGUUACAGGUAUAAAUCCUGUGUCACUGGAUGCAAUAUCUCUGGAGAGAAUGCAAGACAUAGUGAAUAUAGUUGAGAAUGAGAAAAAGACUGAACAGGAGGAUUCUCUGUUCUUAUGGGCAAGAUCACCUGACAGAUUACUUCAUCAGGACACAUGUCUGGCAUUUGCCAGCACUUUUGUCAUCUUGAGGUUAUUCUUUUUCCUUCUUCCCAAGCUCAAUGCAUGUGUGAAGCAAGCCUGGAGGAUGCGACUUCAUGAACUGAAGAGGUUAUUUCCUAGCUUAUCUUGAGGAAGCCAAUACGGAAUUGAAAUUCUAACUAACUAGGCAAGGCAGCAUACACAGAAGGGAGUGGUACAGGCAUCAAAAUGAAAUCAUUUGAGGGUGGAUUCAUAUAGUGGUCUGAUCAAUGAUUAAUCAAAUUGGCAACCAACCAUCGAAAACAGAUAUUCUAGCAGCUAUAUGGGGAAUGAAGGUACAUCAAUGGAUGUAAUGGGUCUGUAAAACUGCAAUUUGCCUGCGGCUUACUGGGGUGGGGUCAGGUGACUUGUGGAACAACUAUAUUGCGUAUUUCAUGUGUGAUCGUGGCACAAGCUAAAAGAUGAGAUGAUUCUGCUCGGUAAUGCUAAUUCGCCCUGAUUGUGAUAUUCCUGUACAGCUACUCAGCUACGUUGGCGUCAGCUACCUCCUAAGAAGCCUAUGUACAAUGGUAUUACUCCUGACAUAAAAACAAUAUUUUUGUUUGUGAGAUAUUCUUUUAGCCUGAGCAUCAUAGGCAGUGCCCAGGAAUCUGACAAAGCCAAUACCUCUCAUGAUGGAUGAUGCAAUCCCUGCCUGUAUGUAUUCUUUGUAUUCUACUCCAUACUACGAUUCCCUGUUUGUCGAUGGAAUUACCUGCCGAUGUC
Molecule: messenger RNA, 2999 nt
Organism: Brachypodium distachyon (stiff brome)
Lineage: Eukaryota; Viridiplantae; Streptophyta; Magnoliopsida; Poales; Poaceae
Product: 5'-adenylylsulfate reductase-like 4
Exons: 4
Coding region: 1723-2385 (220 amino acids)
Source: RefSeq, a predicted model, not a curated record